Messenger RNA from Acanthoscelides obtectus, 300 nucleotides. NCBI's taxonomy places the organism in Eukaryota, Metazoa, Arthropoda, Insecta, Coleoptera, Chrysomelidae. The record is from the annotation of a GenBank genome assembly.
AUGAGCGACUUUUUCUUUGAAGAAGAGGAAGAUUAUGGAGAGUACGACUUGGAAUACUCUGAGGAAAGUACCUCUGAACCGGAUGUCGACCUCGAAAACCAGUAUUAUCUAGCAAAGGCCUUGAAGGAAGAAAACUUGGAAAACUCUAUAGCCGCUUUUCAAAAAGUUUUGGACCUUCAGGGUGAUCUGAAAGGAGAAUGGGGGUUCAAAUCGUUAAAACAACUGGUAAAAAUUCAUUUUCAAAUGAAAAAUUAUUCCGAGACUAUGGAAAAAUAUCAGGAGCUACUUGGUAAGUGCUAG